Messenger RNA from Mycotypha africana, 1026 nucleotides. Its product is annotated as kinase-like domain-containing protein. The annotation marks the transcript as partial. The transcript is spliced from 5 exons. Gene Ontology annotation, biological process: peptidyl-serine phosphorylation; intracellular signal transduction. Gene Ontology annotation, molecular function: ATP binding; protein serine/threonine kinase activity. NCBI's taxonomy places the organism in Eukaryota, Fungi, Mucoromycota, Mucoromycetes, Mucorales, Mycotyphaceae. The record is from RefSeq and is a predicted model, not a curated record.
AUGUCUACUAACCAAAACAGCGACGGUGCUGCAUUACCGGAAAGCACAUCAAUAAACGGAAAACGAAAUACGGCUACGAAUACAGGAGGACGAACACCUACCCUGUCUACCGAUGUAGACGAUCCCUCCCACCCUCUCCACCAACAUCGACGUAUAGUCUCUGAUUUCGAGUAUAAAGAGAUCCUUGGCGAGGGAUCUUACUCAACUGUACAAGCAGGUAGAGAUAAACGAACUGGGAAAAUGUACGCCAUUAAACGAUUAGAUAAAGCACAUAUUGUAAAGAACAAUAAGGUCAAAUAUGUUAUGAUUGAACGAGAUGCAUUGAGCCGGAUGAAUCAUCCUGGUAUUAUCAAGCUUUACUGGACAUUCAAAGAUAAUCGAAGUUUGUAUUUUGUACUUGAUUUGGCAAAAAAUGGCGAGCUUUACACCUAUAUUAGACAGUUGGCACCUUUUGAUAUGGAGACAGCAAAGUUUUAUGCAGCUGAAUUAUUACUUGCUAUAGAACACAUUCAUUAUAGAGGUGUUGUGCAUCGGGAUAUUAAGCCGGAAAAUAUACUGUUGGAUGAUAACUUACACAUCAAAGUAACGGAUUUCGGUUCAGCAAAAAUCGUAUCAGACGAAAAUAAUGAUAAUAGCAAUGGAGGAGAGCUCGCCACACCCUCUAGGUCUUUUGUGGGAACAGCAGAAUACGUCUCCCCUGAACUAUUACGGAGUGAGUCAGUUUCAUUCGAAACCGAUUUUUGGGCUCUAGGCUGUGUCAUUUAUCAAAUGUUAUCCGGUCGAUCACCUUUCAAAGCCGCUACUGACUAUUUAAUCUUUCAAAAGAUUAAAAACCUUGAUUAUGUUAUGCCUGAUGAGUUUCCGCAAGUCGCCAAGGACAUUAUUCGUAAAUUACUCGAAUCUGAUCCUGAACAGCGAUUUGGAUCAGAAGCAGCAGGUGGUGUUGACGCUGUUAAACAUCAUCCAUUUUUUGAAGGUAUCGAUUGGGAGCAUAUUUACAGCUCAAACGCUCCACCCUUAAGGGAA